Messenger RNA from Oryza sativa Japonica Group (Japanese rice), 2666 nucleotides. RefSeq names its product toMV susceptible protein tm-1(GCR26). Lineage: Eukaryota; Viridiplantae; Streptophyta; Magnoliopsida; Poales; Poaceae. Gene Ontology annotation, molecular function: catalytic activity. The record is from RefSeq and is a predicted model, not a curated record.
CAACGGAGACAGAUUUAUCUAUUAAUAACUGAAGUCUCAAUCUCAACUCUCCUCUCUCUGUCUUUCUCUCUACCCACCCGCUACCAAUCCCCUUCGCUCCGCUCCACUCCUCCGGAUCUCCGCCCCGCCCCUUCCAUCUCCGGCGCCGGCGAGAAUGGAGCUGCUCUGCAUCGGGACGGCGGACACCAAGCUGGACGAGCUGCUCUUCCUCGCCGCCCGCCUCCGCUCCACCCUCGCCGCCACCUCCUCCGCGCAGGUUCAAGUAAGCCUUGUGGAUGUCUCCACAACUAAGAAGGUGACAUCACAAGAUUUUAAGGGCACCACAUUUAUCUCAAGAGAUGCAGUUCUUUCGUGUCAUUUAGGUGUCGAUCAACAUGAACUUCCUAGUGACAGAGGUGAAGCAAUCACACUCAUGUCAGAGGCUCUCCAGAGCUUUCUAAAAAGAAGAUAUGAAAGUGGUACUCUGCUAGGUGCUGUUGGAUUAGGAGGCAGUGGAGGAACUGCCCUAAUUGCUCCUGCUCUAAGAUCCCUGCCACUCGGAGUGCCUAAGCUUAUUGUAUCUACUGUUGCUAGUGGCCAAACGGCACCAUAUGUUGGAACAUCGGACUUGGUGUUGUUUCCUUCAGUUGUUGACAUAUGUGGCAUAAACAGUGUCAGCCGUGUUAUAUUAUCUAAUGCUGCUGCAGCUGUUGCUGGAAUGGUGCACGGAAUAUUAAUGGAAUCCAAUGAAUCUGAUGAAACUGCCACAAAACCAACUAUUGGUAUUACAAUGUUUGGUGUGACAACAACAUGUGUAAAUAUGGUCAAAGAAAGACUGAGCAAAGAAGGUUAUGAGACACUUGUAUUCCAUGCCACAGGUGUAGGAGGAAAAGCGAUGGAAGAACUAGUUAAGGGAGGUUUCAUACAGGGUGUAUUAGAUAUAACGACAACAGAAGUUGCAGACCACAUUGUUGGCGGUGUUAUGGCAUGUGAUGAUACAAGGUUUGAUGCAAUUAUCGACAACAAAAUCCCUCUUGUUCUCAGUGUUGGAGCCUUGGAUAUGGUCAACUUUGGAGCUCGAGAUACGAUACCUCCUGAUUUCACAGGAAGAAAGAUACAUGUGCAUAAUGAGCAGGUUUCACUGAUGCGAACUACAGUAGAAGAGAACAAAAAAAUUGCUGAGUUUAUAGCUGAUAAAAUAAACAAAUCUUCAUCGAAGGUUAUUGUUUGCCUGCCACAAAAGGGCAUCUCUGCAAUAGAUGCACCUAAAAUGCCAUUUUACGAUCUGGAGGCUACAUCUACGCUGCUGGAUGAAUUAUGUAGCCGUAUAGAGAAAACUGACAACAGAGAGGUCAAGAUGCUUCCAUAUCAUAUAAAUGAUCCGGAAUUUGCUAAUGUUUUGGUGGACGCAUUCUUGAGUAUGGAUGUAAAGGCAUCUAAUACAAUAAGUCCAGAAAACAGCAUGGUCCAAACUAAUCAAGAUGUAAAUACAAAAGAAUAUUGUUCAACACAGAGAACUUCAGAUAGUUCUAUCAUAUGGAGAUCUCCAGUAGAUUUUCCUGAUGCAAGACCAGAAACUUUGCAAAAGACAAAGUCAGUAUUACAUAAACUAAAGCAACAAAUUGUUGAGGGUACUCCUGUCAUUGGAGCUGGUGCUGGCACUGGCAUAUCAGCCAAGUUUGAAGAAGCUGGUGGAGUUGAUCUUAUAGUUCUGUACAACUCCGGGCGGUUUCGCAUGGCUGGGAGGGGUUCAUUGGCAGGACUAUUGCCAUUUGCAGAUGCAAACGCUAUUGUACUUGAGAUGGCCAAUGAAGUGUUGCCUGUGGUUAAAGGAGUUCCGGUUCUUGCUGGGGUUUGCGCUACUGAUCCAUUCCGUAGAAUGGAGUACUUCCUUAAACAACUAGAAGCUAUUGGAUUUUGUGGUGUCCAAAAUUUCCCCACUGUUGGUCUUUUUGAUGGCAAUUUUCGACAGAACUUGGAAGAAACUGGAAUGGGCUACAGCUUGGAAGUGGAGAUGAUCUCAAGAGCUCACAGCAUGGGUUUUUUGACGACUCCAUAUGCUUUCAAUCCUGAAGAAGCUGCUGCCAUGGCCAAGGCUGGAGCUCAUAUAAUAGUGGCACAUAUGGGUCUAACAACAGCUGGGUCUAUUGGGGCAAAGACUGCUGUCACUUUAGAUGACAGUGUCAAACGUGUUCAAGCCAUUGCUGAUGCAGCACUUGGGAUUAAUCCUGACAUUAUUGUUCUGUGUCAUGGAGGUCCCAUAUCAGGGCCGCAGGAGGCAGAGUUUAUCCUAAAGCGCACUAACAGGGUCCAUGGAUUCUAUGGUGCAUCAAGCAUGGAGCGGCUACCAGUUGAGCAAGCUAUCACAAACACCAUGAGGGAGUAUAAACGGAUUUCCAUAAAAUAAGAAUGAUAGUUCAGACUUCAAAUAUGUCCUUUGCUCUACAUGGUACUGAUCUUCAUACUGAUUCAAAGAACAAUAAUGGAAGAGGAAGCCAGGUGUUUGUGCAUUGUUGUACCAUAUGCGGCACAUGUACUCGUGUAUUUCAGUCGGAAUAAAGAAUGAUAAGCGAAUGAUUUCGUGCUUACUUAAUAACUAUCCAUACUAAGACGAUAAGUUACUGUAACCAUGACAAAAUCUGUGAUAAAGACCGAAAUUUUACGGACCAAAUGGAAGUUCGGACUUA